CGUCGGGCAGCAGCUCUUGGAGUCUCUCUGAUGCCAAAACCCCUGAGAACUGUCUCCACAAUGGUCAGCAAGAAACAUCAACUACCUGCCACUUCCCCAGGUCCUUCUGCCAAGAAAGGUUUUUGUCGGGGGAAAGAUGCAGUCAUGCCGUUUUCGUUAACGACGUGCUGUAUUGGAGGUUCUGCCCGCUCGAGAAGUGUGGUGGAGGGGGCGCGAUCAGGGCGAAGCUGGUGGCCGGAGCUUGGAUCAGGUAGAAAGUCCAUGUGGGUGCCCAGUUCAGGCCCGUUACACAUGGAUGUCGCGGCUGAGCCGGACUUGCUUGAGCCAGAUAUGGAGCAAGCAAAUAAUGUCCAAAGCAGACAGGAUCAGGAUGCUCGGAUCAAAGUUGAUGAAGAUGAUUUCUCUUUCGACAACCCAAUGGCGGCUGCAUUUGUCUUUCAAGAAGACAUGUGCCAACGUCGUGCGGAUGCACGAGGACCAGCUGAAAUACACUCUUCGCACAAUUCUGUUAUUUCCACGCCGAAUACCGAUGACCUUCAGUUAAGUAACAACCACCAUCACUCCGAGGAUGUCUCAAGUUCAGGCGGCAAGGUCUCAUACAUCUGCUUAGACGGCGAAGAACAAAUUGUCGUACUUGACGUGCUUGAUAGCAUUGGCUUGUCCAGUAGAGUCGUGAGUAGCUUCACUCCGGGAGCCCUGAGCAGAUGUCUAUUGGGGAUGGGAAAGUCUGAAAGAUUUAGUGUGGACCUGCAGCGAGGACUAAUAAUAGACAGGUCGCAGCGUCCGCGUACCUCCGAUGUGCGGCUAGAAAUAAAGUCCGAGAACUCACUGAGUUGCUCCAUACUGGCACCUUGUUUGCCCUUUUCACACAAAUCACCCAAACAUGUGCCCAGAUUCAACAAGAGGAUGUACCCAGUGAAAGAUCGCAGCCCAUUAACGACUUCACUGCCCGUUUCUAGAUGACUAAAAUGUGCUACUCUCCAAAACCGAGCCCUGACGCUAAAAGAUGUUUUAGUUGGUAGGUAGAUUAGGACCAGUUAUCUAUUGUUUAGCUAAAAUUUACCUUCUAAAUAAGAUCAACAGCUCUUGAACACAAUUAGCAGGAACUCCAUUCUAAUGUAGAGAAUUUUUUAAAAUGUUAAGUGAGCACAAUUCCCAUUCAUCUGA
Messenger RNA from Physcomitrium patens, 1167 nucleotides. RefSeq lists its product as uncharacterized. The record is from RefSeq and is a predicted model, not a curated record. NCBI's taxonomy places the organism in Eukaryota, Viridiplantae, Streptophyta, Bryopsida, Funariales, Funariaceae.